Messenger RNA from Polyodon spathula (Mississippi paddlefish), 2881 nucleotides. RefSeq names its product dapper homolog 2-like. The record is from RefSeq and is a predicted model, not a curated record. NCBI's taxonomy places the organism in Eukaryota, Metazoa, Chordata, Actinopteri, Acipenseriformes, Polyodontidae. Bases 178 to 2628 code for a protein of 816 amino acids. The transcript is spliced from 4 exons. Gene Ontology annotation, cellular component: cytoplasm. Gene Ontology annotation, biological process: negative regulation of nodal signaling pathway.
CAUCAAUACUGACCAGCUGCGAUAGCUCAUGCGAGAACUGUGAGUGGAUUAGCAUGUGCUAGCCAGGACUUGCUUGCUAAUGAAGUGAUAAACGGCGUCCCAAUCUCGUAUUACGGUUGCACUUAAGAAGCACCAGUUUUUGUUUUUAGUUGUCAUGUUCCAAGGUCUCCGUCAGACAUGCAGAACAGAAAGCUAACCUCUGGAUCCGCACUUUUAACCACGACCGCGGGGAUUGACCGCUGCAGGGUCGGGGAAAGGCUACAAGCAGCUCUCGCUGGAUUGCAAGAACUACAUCUGCUGAACGUGAAGCAGGCACACUUGGUGCAAGAAACUUUGGAAAUGGACCAAGAAAGGUCUUCACUGUCGUCCCAGAGAGAGGGGAGGAUGCUGGAUAGGUACUCCGAGGAACAGCGCUUGGAAGCGACAUUAGCCUCAUUAAAGGAGCAAUUGUUUCGUUUGAGGAGGCAAGAUGUUGGGCUUAAGAGUCAUCUGCAGCAGCUGGAUCUUCAGAUCAGUGAACUUAAACUUGAUGUGUCGAAGGUGUCUACAGAACAUCUGGAGAGUGACAGCAGGCCCAGCUCAGGUUUCUAUGAUUUAAGUGAUGGGGGCUCCUGUUCUCUCUCCAACUCGUGCACCUCUGUGUACAGUGAGUGCAUGUCUUCAUCCCAGAGCAGUCUGCCACCGUCCUGCCACCAGCCAGGGUCCCGGGUCAGCAUGUUUGAGUACCGCCCGAGGUCAGCUGACGAGACCACUGUCCACGCUGGCAGCCUCCAGCAGCAGGGCAUGUAUAUCCGAGCAGGCUGCAGAAUCAGGACCAGCGCUGAUUCCAGACAGAGACCUGUUUCCACAGGUGAUUUAGAAAGACUGAUGAACCCAGCAUUGGGAUGCAAGAAAGUCCCUGACAUGAAGUCUGUUUCGUCUUUGUGCCAUGGCAGCGAUAUACAGCAUACAGCUGUAGACCCCAAGUACCAGAGCAACUUAGUGUCCAGGAAUGGCAAUGACGUGUACCCAUACCCGAGCCCCCUUCACGCUGUGGCUCUUCAGAGCCCCCUAUUUUCACUGAGUGGGGAGGCUUCCACUGCAGAGAGUAAAGCAACCCCAGCAGAGCCCACAAAUUCAGUUCAGGAAAGGCCAGUGUUUGAAAGCAGGCCUAGUGGUUACAUAAACAGACUGAUUCAGCACAGUAAGAGCAAAGCAAACAUCCGGCAAGACGGCAGUAAACAAAAUGUGACUUACGUGAAAGAAAGCUCUCCUCUCAGCAAUGGGAGGACAAAAGGUAACCUCAACAGCCCACCAAUGGUUAAAAAAGAAUGUGUCAGUAUUCAAGCACUGAUACACAAAAAGGCACAGGAUAUUAAAACUGUUCCCACAAUAAAGAUGGUACUUGAAAAAUCAAGACAAGAAGACCUUGCAAAUUGCGUCAGUGUUGUGCAGCUGCAGAAGCAUUUGGAGGAAUCUAGAAUUGUCUGUUAUCCUCCUCAGGCAGACACACAGAACUCUUCAUUUGCAAAGCACAUUAGAAAUUGCCCAGGCAGGGCUGUGAAAAUGCAGGCAAAACCCUACCCUGAAAACUGCGCCAGGGAAGCACUACAAGAAGCAGUACUGUCGAGAAAGACAAACAGAAAGCACAGCAGCAGCACUGCUAACUUGGAGGGGAGAAGCUCUGAGGAGCUUUCCAGAUCCGAAUUUGUUCACGCCAAGUUUGUCCCUGCCGAGUCCCAGCAAGUGAAGGUCAGACAGGCCAGCAAGAAGACAAAGGCAGUAAAGCUGAAGAGUAGAAGCAGCGACAAGCAGAGGAUUGUAAAACCGCUGCCUUGUGAAAUGCCUGAAGCCAAAAGGACUCCUGCUGAGAGGGCUCUCCCUAAUAAACAUCAUGGGGGAAAGGGCAUUGUCAGGCAUCCCACUUAUGCAGGAGAAGUAGCCAGCAGGUCAUGUUCAGAGUCUAGCCUGCAUCCUGCCCGUCUUAGACAGCCACAGUUUGCCCACAGGCCAGCGCCACAUAGAGCUCACAAUCUCUACCCAGCAGAACCAAGAGCUUCCAUAGAUCUGAUGAAGAAAAAGCAGACAUGCAGGUGGCAGUCCGCAGUGGAGAUCUCUGGCAAGCAUGCUUCGGCUCGCUUUGCUUACGGUGGUGCCGUUGGCCAUGCGCAGGCCAUGCAUCAGCAGCAUCAGCAGCAGCUGCGGAAACCUGGAGUGAUGCGGACUUCCAGCAUGCGAGCCGGGCCCCCCCAGUACCAGCUCCACCGCUGUGUUUACUCGGAUGCCAUCAGCGAGUCGGACCAGUCUGAGUACUCUGCCGAAUGCGCCUCCCUCUUCCACUCCACCAUCGCAGAGACCAGCGAGGGAGAGCAGAGCGACCACACAGCCAACCGCUUCGGGGACAGCGAGUCCAGCGACGGAGACUCGGACGACUCCAGCGACAGCAGCCUCACCUUGGAUUCCGACGAGACGGACGAAAGCGAGCUGGUCUGGGCAGAGGCAGCCAUGGGCCCCACAGCAGCCUGCGUGUCUCUGACGAAGCCGCGGCAGGCAGAGCCCAGGCCCUGCCGCAUAAAAGCAUCAAAGGCACUGAAAAAGAAGAUUCGGAAAUUCCAGCCGGCUUCUUUAAAAGUUAUGACCAUGGUGUAGCUCCUCAGCAUAGCAGCUUGUAGACUCCAUGUUUUGUCCAUCCCGUUUUACAAGACAAUAGAAAAAAAAAAAGAAUGACAUUCUUCAUUGAACUGUAGGUGACCUUUUAUGUAGGCAGGAGAGGAGCCAUAUUAUAUGUCUAAUGGAUACAUUAAUAUAACUUUCUGUAAUGUUUUUUUAUUUUAUUUUUUACACUUUUCAUGCAAAUACCUUAUUUGAUUUCUUUAAAAGGUCUAUUUGUUAAAGUGUUGAA